Ochotona princeps (American pika) is the source of this 875-nucleotide messenger RNA. RefSeq names its product troponin I1, slow skeletal type (gene TNNI1). Gene Ontology annotation, cellular component: troponin complex. The transcript has 7 exons. The record is from RefSeq and is a predicted model, not a curated record. Gene Ontology annotation, biological process: muscle contraction. The coding region runs from base 54 to 554 and encodes 166 amino acids. Lineage: Eukaryota; Metazoa; Chordata; Mammalia; Lagomorpha; Ochotonidae.
UUGAGAGAAAAUCCAAGAUCACCGCCUCACGCAAGCUCUUGCUGAAGAGCCUGAUGCUGGCCAAGGCCAAGGAAUGCUGGGAGCAGGAACACGAGGCCCGUGAGGCUGAGAAGGCACGCUAUCUGGCCGAACGCAUCCCUACGCUGCAGACCCGUGGCUUGUCACUCAGUGCCCUGCAGGACCUGUGCCGGGAGCUGCACGCCAAGGUGGAGGUGGUGGAUGAGGAGCGCUAUGAUAUCGAGGCCAAAUGCCUCCACAACACCAGGGAGAUUAAGGACCUGAAGCUCAAGGUGCUGGACCUCCGUGGAAAGUUCAAGCGCCCGCCGCUGCGUCGGGUCCGGGUCUCGGCCGAUGCCAUGCUGCGAGCCCUGCUGGGCUCCAAGCACAAGGUGUCCAUGGAUCUGCGGGCCAACUUAAAGUCCGUGAAGAAGGAGGACACAGAGAAGGAGCGGCCCGUGGAGGUGGGCGACUGGAGGAAGAAUGUGGAGGCCAUGUCUGGGAUGGAGGGCCGCAAGAAGAUGUUCGAUGCUGCCAAGUCCCCGACCUCACAGUAGAGGCUACAUGUGCUCUGGGUUCCUGCUUCAUGUUCCUUCUUUCCCCCAAGCCUGCAAUCCCCUCUCCAGCCCUUGCUCACAGCCUGCUGGCCCUCCUCUGCAGCUGGAACUAAUCAGUCAACACAAGAAAGACAACACAGACAGCUGGAGCCAGCACCGCAGCCUCCCGGACGCCCCGUGGUGCAGCUGGGGUGGAGGCCCUUGGGGGCCCCCUUCCUGCCAGCCCUGAGAUGCCCCCUUGUCCUGCUGCUGUGACAGCCAGAGGGUAUCCAGGCAUCGUAGCUCACACAUUAAAAGUUGAGUAUUUGGGUUGUUUCUCGA